AUGGACGUACUUUCGCAUUAUAAUUCUCCGGUUAUAGAAUUCCCAGCCACCCAGCCAUUGGAGAAGCAAUAUGCUCUGGUGGACAACUGCACCGGUACCGAUCCACCGCCUCCCAGCAAGGAUGCGGGAACGGGAACCCAGGAGAAACAGAGUAUGGCCACCCAAACGGAGCAGGUCUGGACGAGGGACAAGGAUGUGGAGUACGAUGAACGGGCAUUGGCCAAGUUUCUACGAAACAUGUAUCCCACAAUAGAACGAGAACUGAUGAAUCCCACUCCCUUGAUCGAGGAGCAGGAAAUGAAUCAGUGUCGGCUAGAGGAGGAGCUACGAGUGGUCGCAUAUCAAAAAAUAAGUAUUGAGGCGAUGGAGAACUCGACAGGUCUGGCUAUUUGGCUCUCGGUUCAUACGAAUAAUGUUCCAGUGUUGGUGGUCACCACAGUGGCGCCCCACGAUGACUGGUGUGAACACACUGACCAACAGCUAAAGCUCUUCGUGCCCAAGAGGAUGUUCCACUCGAAUCUGGUUUUGUUUGAAGAUCCGCAGGUGGUGCCGCUUAAGUCUUGCCUCAGGAGUCUAACCACGAAUCCCUACGAUAAGAAUAUGUUUGCUGGUUCCACCAUGGAUGGGGAACUCAUCGUCUGGCUUUAUGAACCGGGACGGAGUGUUCACACUGGAGAUGCCAGUGUGGAUAUUAAACAGCUCUAUAGCUACUCCUCCACCCAGGGACCUGCGGUAGCGAUAGAUUGGCCGCAGGAGCAUCUCCUCCUGGCUUGCUACAGUAACGGAACAGUCCGCCAAUGGGACUUGACCAAGCACAUGUAUCUCGAUUGGGAGUACUCCUUACCCGCAUCCGUGACAUCAGAACCCACAGCUAUGGUGGCUCUGAGCCAAGAUGACUUCGUCUUAGGAACAAACGAUGGAGGUGUCUACCGGUGCUGGUGCACGGGUCGCCAGGUGUCGGCCAGCAAAACGAUACAGACUUACGUUUUGAAUCGACAUCGUUUCAUGGUGUCCACUUUGGUCAGGACCGAAAUGGAGGGCAGUCCGUACGUGCUCAGCUGCGAUCUGAGUGGAGAAGCCUUUUACCAUAACGUGCGACUUGCUGAGGAGGAUCAGGCAGUGGUGGUACAGAUUCCACUCCCCUUCAAGAAUGCUAUUGCCUGCGGCAAGAAUGGCAGCAUUAUCUAUUGUCCUGCCAACGAUGGAGCCCUGGAGUAUUACCGGACUAGUAAUGGAGCACAUGGUCAUGUGAAGGGAUCUCUGCGUGGAAAGGGAAGUUUCAUCCGAUGCAGUGAGAAUGGACGUUGGAUCAUCACCGGGUUUUAUGGAAACGACUUUCAGGUUUUCCAGGCAGAAUUAUAA
Drosophila bipectinata is the source of this 1362-nucleotide messenger RNA. RefSeq lists its product as uncharacterized. Gene Ontology annotation, cellular component: ciliary plasm; cytoplasmic dynein complex. Lineage: Eukaryota; Metazoa; Arthropoda; Insecta; Diptera; Drosophilidae. The record is from RefSeq and is a predicted model, not a curated record. Gene Ontology annotation, biological process: intraciliary transport. Gene Ontology annotation, molecular function: dynein heavy chain binding; dynein light chain binding.